AUGAAUCAAGAAAAUAAACGUACAAAACUUGAUUAUGCUGCUCAAAAUGGUCGCCUUGAAGUAAUAAAAUAUUUACAUUCUAAAGGAUAUAAAGGGUAUAAAGGUUCUGAAUGGACAAUUAAUUAUGCUGCAGGAAAUGAUGACCUUGAAGUAGUAAAAUAUUUACAUUCUAUAGGAUAUAAAGGAACAGAAAAAGCAAUUGAAUACGCUGCAAUAAAGGGUCACCUUGAAAUAGUUAAAUAUUUACAUGAAUUAGGGUAUAAAUGUGAUGAAUCUGCAAUUAAUUGCGCUGCAAUGAAUGGUCACCUUGAAGUAAUAUUAUUAUAG
This is a messenger RNA of Hydra vulgaris (swiftwater hydra), 327 nucleotides long. The record is from RefSeq and is a predicted model, not a curated record. NCBI's taxonomy places the organism in Eukaryota, Metazoa, Cnidaria, Hydrozoa, Anthoathecata, Hydridae.